AGUAUGCGACGGAAAGAAUAGUUGGAGGAACAUAAGUGAGUGGUAGUCCUAGACUAGGCAACGCCAGUGGCCGUGAGAGAGUGUGUGCACUGAGCGUUGACUAUGGUGUCCAAUUGCAGAAUCAUUAUACUUCUUCUACUCUCCUUAGCAUUAACAUCAGAACUAGGGGUUGAAUCAUCAUCAUCAAUCGAGGAAGAAGAAAGCAGCAUCAUAUCACGAUUCCAACGGUACCUUAAAAUCAACACUGCCCAACCCAACCCGCGUUACAAGGAAGCAACCGAUUUCCUUCUGUCGGAAGGGAAAGCCCUCUCUCUGGAAUCCCAAAUCAUAGAGUUGGCAGAAGGGAAGCCACUCGUCCUUCUGAAAUGGGAAGGGAGAAACCCUCACCUCUCUUCGAUUCUCCUCUACUCUCACACCGACGUCGUUCCAUCCGAACACGACAAGUGGACCCACCACCCCUUCAGUGCCCACAUCGACUCCCAUGGACGCAUCUACGCCAGAGGCUCUCAGGACAUGAAGUGCGUCGGCAUGCAAUACCUCGAAGCCAUUCGCCGCCUCAAGGCCUUACACUUCCACCCUCUCCGCACCGUCUACGUCGCUUUCUCCCCCGACGAGGAGAUUGGUGGACACGACGGCGCUGAAAAGUUCGUGCAAUCUCAGAUCUUCCAGCAAAUGAAUGUGGGCAUAGUGCUCGAUGAAGGGUUGGCCUCGCCGGAUGAUCAUUACAGGGUGUUCUACGCUGAGAGGAGUCCAUUGUGGUUGGUGAUCAAGGCCGUUGGGGCUCCCGGUCAUGGUUCCAAGCUUUAUGAUAACUCUGCAAUGGAGAAUCUGUUGAAGAGCAUUGAGAGCAUCAGAAGGUUUCGCACCUCGCAAUUGGACUUGAUCAAAGCCGGGUUGAAAGCCGAAGGUGAUGUUAUUUCGGUUAAUAUGGCCUUUCUCAAGGCUGGAACUCCGUCUCCAACUGGCUUUGUUAUGAAUUUGCAGCCGUCGGAAGCAGAAGCUGGAUUUGAUAUUAGGGUGCCGCCGACUUCUGAUCUGGAAUCGUUGGAAAGGCGCAUUGCACAAGAAUGGGCACCUUCUUCCCGCAAUAUGUCAUUCUCCUUCAUACAGAAGGUACCAGUGCGUGGUAAGUCAGGGGAACCAAUCCUCACGAAAACUGAUGGUUCCAAUCCCUGGUGGACCCUGUUAGAAAAUGCUGUCAAAAAGGCUGGUGGGAAACAUGGUAAGCCAGAGGUCUUUCCUGCCUCUACAGAUUCACACUUCUUUCGCAGUCGUGGUUUACCAGCAAUUGGAUUUUCUCCUAUGGCAAACACACCUGUUCUACUCCAUGACCACGAUGAGUUUCUGAACAAAGAUGUAUACUUGAAAGGGAUAGAAAUCUAUGAGUCAAUAAUUAAGGAAUAUGCAUCAUUCGAUGAUCAUGGAAGAGAUGGAGGAUCCAGAGAUGAGUUAUGAGCAAAUCGUGUGUGGCUCCUUCCCCUAUCCCAAUGCCCAUUUUUCUGCCUUUUUCGAUGUAACAGUAGUUUUGGACUUCGUUAAGUAGCUUCUGGCAUGUAAGUAUAAAGAGCAAUGUUUUAAAAUUAGUCAAUCAUUAAAUUGGAGAAGACAAUGGUUAAUAGUUUCUACCGGAGUCGAACAUGUGUGUAUAAGUAGGGAUCACUUAUCCUAGAAACAAGUUUCGUGAAACUUACAUUGGGUAUUAACUUUUUAUGUACAUUAAAUUUCAUUAAUAUAAGUUGUUGAAUUAAAU
This is a messenger RNA of Abrus precatorius (Indian licorice), 1750 nucleotides long. Its product is annotated as aminoacylase-1-like. Gene Ontology annotation, molecular function: aminoacylase activity. Gene Ontology annotation, biological process: amino acid metabolic process. The record is from RefSeq and is a predicted model, not a curated record. Bases 103 to 1455 code for a protein of 450 amino acids. The transcript has 5 exons. Gene Ontology annotation, cellular component: cytoplasm. Lineage: Eukaryota; Viridiplantae; Streptophyta; Magnoliopsida; Fabales; Fabaceae.